Paramecium sonneborni is the source of this 1190-nucleotide messenger RNA. Lineage: Eukaryota; Ciliophora; Oligohymenophorea; Peniculida; Parameciidae. The record is from the annotation of a GenBank genome assembly.
AUGGCAGAUUAAUUGAAUGCAUCCUUCAUUAAACAGUCAGAGGACAUUAUACAAUCCAAAAAAGAAGAAAUUCUUUAGUUUUUUGAUCAGAAAGGCUACAAAGCUGAUUCGGCAUUUGAUGAUUAACUUUGGUUUUUUCCAGAAAUCAAUUCAGACCAAGAACAUAUACUAUGGAAGGUGAUAAGUGAUACUAUUGGAUAAGAUUAAGUUUAUGAUGAGAAUGUAGGAUUGUUCAUUUAAUUAGUUUGCAUCAGAAGCAACCAUUGAUACUUUUGUUUAGAAAUUAUUGGAUUAAGCAAAAAUGAUACAUCUUAAAAUCCUUGAUUUUCAAAAAAAUAUUGAUUAUUUCAAGGAUGAACUUACUAAUUUUGAUAAAUUUUCAAAAGUCAUUGAAGCAAGUAUUAAAAAUCAAUAAAUCAAUUAGAUUAGACUGAAUAUAAUUAAGAAAAUGCUUUAGUCGUUUCCUUCGUGGAUCAAGUCAAUUAAAUUAGCGAAAUGUAAAAAGUAUUGAACAAAUAUUCAUUUCUUAGUUUUAUAAACUGAAAUAUAAAGUUGGAACUAUUCAUCAAAAUUAUCAACCUCUUUAUCCAGAGAAUUCAAAUAGAUCUACUUGUAUUUCUUUGGACAAUACUAUUGAUUCUAUAACACUUGUUGUAAUGGGGAAGAGAUUAGAUAAAAAUUUAGGAGAUGCAAGAACAUUAGGUGAAGAUUUUAAAGAAUUAGCAUAAAUUAAAAUACCUGUUCUUGACAUCUAUUAAUAAAUUAGGCCAAGACAUUUUGCUCUUCCAACUAUACCUUAAUGCUAUUUGAUAGUAAAUUACUAAGAUUAAAGUUUGGAUGCUCCCUACAUAGAUAAUGUAACUGUUAAUCUAAGAUUUGAUGUCAGACUCUCAUUUGAAGAUAGAAUCAAUAUCAUUAAAUAACAGAAGGAAUACAAGAGUGGAUUAAUCGAAGUAACCAUUUUAUUUUAAUAUUACAAGAAAUUCUAAGAGAAACUUAAGCAAAGAUUGACUUUGAUGGAAUAACUUUUGUGUCCAUUUAAAAUUAAUCCUAAAUUGUAAUAUGUUACUGCAAAGGGAAUCGGAUUAAAAUAAGAUUUUAAAGAUGAACCUAUUAAACCAAAAAGUGAGAGAAAUAAAGAAGAAAUCAAACCACCUAAAGAAAGAGAAGCAUGUUGCAUGAUAUAAUGA